GAAUUGAUGGAGAACAGAGCAUAACUUUCCAGUUAAGCACAUGACCUACUACUUAAAUCUAUCCUAUUGAGGCACAACCUUGCACUUUCAAUAAGUGGAAAAUGUUAUAUAUAAAUAAAUUUUUACAAAUUUCCUUACUACUAGAUGUUAAUGUUAAAGGAUUGUGUUAUUUAUCUUCAGAUGUUUUUCAGCACCCAUUAUGCUGGGGACAAUCUGACAAUAAAAUUGCGAGAUGGCGAGCCAUGGAAGAAGGUGUUUGGCCCUGUUUUGAUCUAUCUAAACUCAGUUUCAGUCGAAGAGGAUGCCCUAACACUUUGGGAAGAUGCCAAAGAACAGAUGUUGAUAGAAACCCAAAGCUGGCCAUAUGAUUUCCCUCUUUCAGAAGACUUCCCUCAUGCUGAUCAACGGGGUACAGUUAGUGGCCGAUUACUAGUCCGUGACAAGUACAUUAAUGAACAACUUAUGACCACGAACUUUGCUUUUGUGGGGUUGGUUGCACUAGGAAAUGUUGGAUCAUGGCAAAGAGAAAACAAGGUUUUUUUUGUUUUUGUUUUGUUGCUUUCAUAUAUUUUUAGUCAACAAACUACGAAAUAUUGUUGCUUUCAUACAAACCUUUCCUAA
This is a messenger RNA of Camellia sinensis, 621 nucleotides long. NCBI's taxonomy places the organism in Eukaryota, Viridiplantae, Streptophyta, Magnoliopsida, Ericales, Theaceae. The record is from RefSeq and is a predicted model, not a curated record.